AUGAAAUCGGAGCUACCUCCUCUCGAUGAAAUCGAAAUAGAAACAAGUCGAACUAGGCUCUUUGGAACUUUGGGUUAUUUGGCUCCUGAGCUUUUCGUUGAUGCUACACUUGUGACAGACAAAUUAGACGUUUACUCAUUUGGGGUUGUGUUGUUUGAAAUGAUUAGUGGUAGAAAAGCAAUAAAGUUUGAUGCGGGUUUUCAUGAUCAUCGACAUAUAAUUCCUUGGGCUAAUGAACACAUAAAGAACGGAACCUUUUAUCAGAUUGUCGACCCGUGUCUUAGAGGGAAAAUAGCUCCGAGUUGCUUAGGGAAAUUUCUGGAGAUUGCUCUAAGCUGCGUCCAUGUUCAGGAACAUAAACAACCUGCUCUCGGUGAAGUGGAGACGACAUUAGAGCUUGUUUUGGAGCUGCAAAACUGA
Messenger RNA from Hibiscus syriacus, 420 nucleotides. Its product is annotated as probable serine/threonine-protein kinase PBL22. The record is from RefSeq and is a predicted model, not a curated record. Lineage: Eukaryota; Viridiplantae; Streptophyta; Magnoliopsida; Malvales; Malvaceae. Gene Ontology annotation, molecular function: transmembrane receptor protein tyrosine kinase activity; ATP binding. The coding region runs from base 1 to 420 and encodes 139 amino acids. The transcript has a single exon. Gene Ontology annotation, cellular component: plasma membrane; plasmodesma. Gene Ontology annotation, biological process: protein autophosphorylation.